CCACUAGUCACAUGUAAGUCAUGUGAUAUUUUUGUUCGCCCCUGUCGCUGUUGCUGCUGUGUACUGGAUGAAAGUCUUCAUCAUUAACUAUGGCUAUAUUGUUGAAGUCCACCCUGGUCAUUUUAUUGGUCAGUGUGGUCAGUCAAUCACACCAGUCAGCAUUGCGAGGAAUGUUUCCCAAAAAAUAUCCACCAAUGAAAAGAAAUGGUGUUGAUCCUGGGGAACCCCUAUUUCUAACUCCCUAUCUCGAAAGCCCAAACACAGCCCAGAAGUUGAGCCUUGUCGGACCCCUAGAGGGCACCACUCUCAAGAGCCACUCCGGGUUCAUCACUGUGAAUAAGACAACAAAGAGUAACACAUUCUUCUGGUUCUUCCCUGCUCAGGAGGACCCCCUGAAUGCCCCUGUGGUACUAUGGUUACAAGGAGGUCCGGGGGGAUCAUCCCUUUUUGGUCUGUUUGUGGAGAAUGGACCAAUCAUGGUCGACAAAUCUAUCAAAUUGAUGGAGAGAAAGAUAACGUGGAACAGGAAAUACUCCAUGUUGUAUGUGGAUAAUCCGGUCGGAACAGGUUUCAGCUUCACAGGUGCUGACGCUGGGUACGCCAGGAACGAAGUGGAUGUGGCCAAUGACUUAUAUAGUUUCCUCCAGCAGUUUUUCCAGAUCUUCUAUCAGUUCCAGAAGAAUGAUUUCUAUGCUACAGGAGAGUCUUAUGCGGGCAAAUAUGUGCCAGCCAUUUCCUAUAAAAUACAUACAGAAAACCAAGCGGACCGGCUCAAGAUCAACUUCAAGGGAAUGGCCAUCGGUGAUGGACUCUGUGAUCCAGAAUCAAUGAUGAAUCAGUAUGCAGGAUUCAUGUACAGUAUCGGAAUGUUGGAUGAAAAACAGAGGGACUACUUUGCGGGAGAGACUCAGAAGGCUGUACAUUUCAUAAAAAACAAGCAGUUUGGUGACGCCUUUAAGAUAUUUGAUACUCUGUUGAAUGGAGACCUCACACCGUACAAGCCCUAUUUCUACAAUGUGACAGAGACGACCAACUACUAUAACUUCCUCCUCACUCAGGAACCGCCAGAGUUUAAUUUUUACGGAGAUUACCUGGCUCAGCCUGAAGUACGUAGGGCCACCCAUGUAGGUAACUUAACCUACAAUGACGGAAGAGCUGUAGAGAUGCAUCUCAUCAAUGACGUAAUGGACACGGUUAAACCGUGGAUAGAAACUCUUCUGGACAACUACAAGGUGAUGAUCUAUAAUGGUCAGCUGGACAUUAUAAUUGCUGUACCACUGACCGAAGCCUUCCUACUUAGUACGAAAUGGUCUGGGCAGAACAACUAUACAACGGUUGAUCGCAUGGUCUGGAAGCUCAAUCCGUCGGAUGUGGAGGUUGCCGGUUAUGUCAGGACAGUGGGAAAAUUUAACCAGGUGAUUGUACGUGGGGCGGGUCACAUCCUGCCUUACGAUCAACCAGAACGAGGCUUUGACAUGAUCCAGAGGUUUAUAGAAAACAGAUCCUUCCAUUAGCGGCCGAUUAUGAAAUGCUGAGUGAUGUUAUUUUACGACAUCAGAUUGAUCAGAUGAACAGCUGUAACUUAAGAUGCUCCCUGUAAUAUGUUAACACAUUGUAACCUGUCUAAUGAGAACUCUGAUAAUCAGGAAACCUGUAUAAACACUUAACAAGUAACUUAAGCUGAAGGUCCCAGCUUGUGUCUCUGUAGAUUGAACCUUUCUUAUCUGGAAGCCUGUAUGAUACGGAAACCUCGGUGAUCUGGAAACUUGUAUAUUCCAAGUACUUAAUUGGUUGUAGAGAUGUUCCUACUAGACAGGUAACAAUGUGAUAUUGUACUAGUAGGUAACUGUUGCUGAGGGGAGAGAGCAGGGGGUGAGGGAGUGAUUUAACUUAAGGAUCCCUGUCCCACUGACAAAGGGGACAGGGAUAGUUAAUAUAUGUAAUGAAACCAUGAUUCUUCAUAAUUCCAACUGUUUUGAAUGCAGUGAUUUGAUACAUGCUUUUUUUAAGAUUUUAUAGUUUAUAUUGAAAUAUACAGUGUUGUUAUCAAGAUGAUUUUGAUAUAUAUAUUUAUGUAGCUGAUCAAUGCUCAUAAUGUACAUAAGAUUUGGUGUGGUUUAUGUGGAACAAAGACCAUCGAAGUCGCAGGAAAGAAUGACAUGAUAAUUAUUCAUUGCAAAACUCUGAAACCAAGCAGUUAGGUUUGACACACCUCCGGUUCAAAUUCUGCGACGUCCUAACUGUUUUGAUAGGUGAAUGCAACCGAACUGUAAUAUUUAUUCCAUUUAGUCACACAGCCUUCAGCAUCAUUCCUUUGAUAACGCGAGUGCUUAAUGGUGACACAUUGGACAGUUCAGGAUGGUUCAUACUUUUCAUUAAAAAAGAUCAUGUUGGACAAAUAGUUUCUUUUCGAACAUAUUUUCAAUGUUAACACAAUGAGAAGGAAAUAGGCUAAUAAUGUCUUGUUUGUUUGGUUACUCAUUGAGCCCUCUAAAAUGGUGUAGCUUGUGAUGAGAUGUGCCAUUUAAUACAUCUUUAAGAUGUCCUCAUGUUGGCUUGGCUAGUGGUAAGGGAUGGCAUAGUAAAGAUAUCCCUUUUUGCACAUAAUAUCAAAUAACAAGAUUAAUAUGUCCAAAAUGUGAUAUGGUCAUUGUACCUUAACGUAAUACUGUACUUAUAACCAUUCAGAUUGGCAUUCUCCUCAAUCAUGCUUUUAGUUUUGACAGGUGUUUGUGUAUUCAAUAUGUCUAAUACUGCCUUGGGAUAAUCUAUAUUCAUAACUUAAUGCAAAUCUGAGUGAGGAAUUUCUCACAAGUGGUUUUUAUCAGAUAUGUAUUGAAGCAGUGUUUAGUUAGCUGUAUUGGUGAAUGAAGCCAUACUUUGGGAGUGUAGUCACUAAUUGCUGUAUUCAGUACAUAGAGGUUCCUCAAUGAGUAGUCACUGAUUGCUGUAUUCAGUACAUAGAGGGUCCUCAGUUAGUGGUCACUGAUUGCUGUAUUCAGUACGUAGAGGUUCCUCAAUGAGUAGUCACUAAUUGCUGUAUUCAGUACAUAGAGGAUCCUCAAUGAGUGGUCACUGAUUGCUGUAUUCAGUACAAAGAGGUUCCUCAAUGAGUAGUCACUAAUUGCUGUAUUCAGUACAUAGAGGAUCCUCAAUGAGUGGUCACUGAUUGCUGUAUUUAGUACAUAGAGGUUCCUCAAUGAGUGGUCACUGAUUGCUGUGUUCAGUACAUAGAGGUUCCUCAAUGAGUGGUCGCUGAUUGCUGUAUUCAGUACAUAGAGGUUCCUCAAUGAGUAGUCACUAAUUGCUGUAUUCAGUACAUAGAGGAUCCUCAAUGAGUGGUCACUGAUUGCUGUAUUCAGUACAAAGAGGUUCCUCAAUGAGUGGUCACUGAUUGCUGUGUUCAGUACAUAGAGGUUCCUCAAUGAGUGGUCGCUGAUUGCUGUAUUCAGUACAUAGAGGUUCCUCAAUGAGUAGUCACUAAUUGCUGUAUUCAGUACAUAGAGGUUCCUCAAUGAGUAGUCACUAAUUGCUGUAUUCAGUACAUAGAGGAUCCUCAAUGAGUGGUCACUGAUUGCUGUAUUCAGUACAAAGAGGUUCCUCAAUGAGUAGUCACUAAUUGCUGUAUUCAGUACAUAGAGGUUCCUCAAUGAGUAGUCACUAAUUGCUGUAUUCAGUACAUAGAGGAUCCUCAAUGAGUGGUCACUGAUUGCUGUAUUCAGUACAAAGAGGUUCCUCAAUGAGUAGUCACUAAUUGCUGUAUUCAGUACAUAGAGGAUCCUCAAUGAGUGGUCACUGAUUGCUGUAUUCAGUAUAUAGAGGUUCCUCAAUGAGUGGUCACUGAUGGUUGGUUAUCAUGUUUAUCUCACUCAGGUUAGCUAAUUUUCAAAUUGUAUAAAGACACAAUAACGUUUAUAUUAUGUCUUUAAAACCACGUUUCCCUAGAAAUACAUUAUGUCCUAUGUCUGUUUCCAAAGGAGAACCCCCAGAUAGGUCUCUGGAUCCGCCAAACAAAGCAAUGUUAUAUGACGUCACGAUUAAAAGAUGACCAAUGAAA
Messenger RNA from Mizuhopecten yessoensis (Yesso scallop), 4057 nucleotides. RefSeq names its product probable serine carboxypeptidase CPVL. The record is from RefSeq and is a predicted model, not a curated record. The transcript is spliced from 12 exons. Gene Ontology annotation, biological process: proteolysis. The coding region runs from base 90 to 1514 and encodes 474 amino acids. Lineage: Eukaryota; Metazoa; Mollusca; Bivalvia; Pectinida; Pectinidae. Gene Ontology annotation, molecular function: serine-type carboxypeptidase activity.